AUGGAAUCUCACAUGGAAUCUCACAACAAGGACAAACGUGAAAGUAGGCGCAAGGAUCGGAAGGGUGGAGGUCUUCACAAUGGAAAACUUGGUUUUGAGAUGAAGAAGUUAGAUAGAGAGCAUAGGGAGGCAGUUGAGUCUGCAACAAAAACAGACCUUCUCUUACAAGAAGAAGCCGGAUUUAUGGAAGCGGAGGGAAUGGAAAGGACAUACAAGUUUCGCCAAAAUGAUAUUGUGAAAGAAGUCGAUGUUGGUACUGCAAAGAAGGGAUUUAACUUGAAGCUGGAUCAAUAUGGACCUUAUACUCUAGACUAUACAAGGAAUGGCAGGGAGCUCUUAAUCGGAGGCCGUAAAGGACAUGUCGCUGCUUUUGAUUGGCAGUUAGGAAAACUUGAUUGCGAGCUGUUUCUCAAUGAAACUGUUCACGCAGUAAAGUUUCUUCAUAAUGAUCAGUUCUUCGCUGUGGCACAGAAGAAAUACACAUUCAUCUAUGACAGGACGGGAACAGAGCUUCAUAAACUCAAGCAGCACAUUGAUUGCACUUUACUAGAUUUUCUACCUUAUCAUAUGUUGCUAGCUACUGCUGGUAAUUCGAGCCAUUUGAGGUAUCAUGAUGUCUCUACAGGUGAGCUUGUAUCCGAUCUUCGAACCAAGCUUGGGCCCACUCUUGCUAUGAGGCAGAAUCCCUGGAAUGCUGUCAUGCAUUUGGGCCAUGGAAACGGAGAAGUUACACUUUGGUCACCGAGUAUGUCUACGCCACUAGUAAAAAUUCAGGCAUGCCGUGGUCCUGUGAGAGCGUUGGCUGUCAAUAGAGAUGGAAGAUAUAUGGCUGUUACUGGUGCUGAUAAGACGCUAAAGAUUUGGGAUUUGAGGAAGUUAAAGGAAAUCGGUUCCUAUUAUACACCUACUCAGGCCAGCACUGUUGAUAUUUCGGAUAGAGGAUUACUUGCGGUGGGAUGGGGUCCACAUUUAACGGUAUGGAAGGAUACUUUGAAACAAAACCAGAAGUCUCCGUAUAUGAACCAUAUGAUUCCUGGCUCGGAAGUACAGACAGCUAGAUUUGUUCCUUUUGAGGAUAUAUUGGGAUGUGGUCAUAACAACGGAAUUUCCUCUCUUAUUGUGCCUGGUGCUGGUGAGGCUAACUUCGAUGCUUUAGAGGUGAACCCUUACGAGACCUCAAAACAACGACAGGAGUCUGAAGUGAGAUCGCUAUUGAACAAACUUCAACCUGAUAUGAUUACUUUGGAUCCUGAUGUUAUUGGUACCGUAGAUAAGAGAAAGCCUCAGCAGAGGCUAACUCCCUCAGAUUUGUCAGAGCUACGCGAGAAAGAGAAGGCCAUUCCAGGAAAAACAGGUGAGGAAAUUGACGGUUUGAUUCUUUCUUCCUCGACGGGCAAGAACUCUAGAUUGAGAAGGAUGAAGAGAAAGCAGAGAAAGAAUCUAGUUACCGAGAGAUCGAAGCGUGUUGAGAAGGCUCUUCAAAAAGAGAAGGACCUUAGAAAACGUAAGUGGGAAGCUGAUCAAGGUGUUAAGCAGAAGAAGGAUGUGCUUUCGGAAACUUUGUCAAGAUUUGAUUAG
This is a messenger RNA of Brettanomyces nanus, 1578 nucleotides long. RefSeq lists its product as uncharacterized. Gene Ontology annotation, biological process: maturation of SSU-rRNA from tricistronic rRNA transcript (SSU-rRNA, 5.8S rRNA, LSU-rRNA). Bases 1 to 1578 code for a protein of 525 amino acids. Gene Ontology annotation, molecular function: protein binding. The record is from RefSeq and is a predicted model, not a curated record. The transcript has a single exon. Gene Ontology annotation, cellular component: 90S preribosome; small-subunit processome; nucleolus. NCBI's taxonomy places the organism in Eukaryota, Fungi, Ascomycota, Pichiomycetes, Pichiales, Pichiaceae.